Molecule: messenger RNA, 4162 nt
Organism: Rhineura floridana
Lineage: Eukaryota; Metazoa; Chordata; Lepidosauria; Squamata; Rhineuridae
Gene: RASD2
Product: RASD family member 2
Exons: 3
Coding region: 293-1093 (266 amino acids)
Molecular function (GO): GTP binding; GTPase activity
Source: RefSeq, a predicted model, not a curated record
AGAGACAGACAAAGACAGAAGAGAAAGGGCAACUGCUGAUUUUGAAGAACAAACUUUGAGCCAUGGGUGUCUUCUGAUUCUGUAUGAGGAAAUAGCAACUGAAGCACCGAAGUUGUCCUUCCUUGUCUGGAGUCCAGGAGUAAAGAAGCCGAGAGUUGGGCAGAAAGCAUCAGCUUUAAGGGACUACAAGCAGCUGCUGCUGCUGCUGAUUCUGUCCACUGAGCCAACACGCUGCUGCUGCCUGCACAAGGAUCCAGGAUUUCCCUUCCAAAGAGCAAAAAGAUCUAAAGCAAUGAUGAAGACUAUGUCCAGUGGGAACUGCACCUUGAAUGUGCCAGCCAAAAACUCCUACCGCAUGGUUGUGCUGGGAGCCUCCAGGGUGGGCAAAAGCUCCAUCGUCUCACGGUUUCUCAAUGGCCGCUUUGAGGACCAGUACACGCCCACCAUUGAAGAUUUCCAUCGCAAAGUCUACAACAUUCGGGGAGACAUGUAUCAGCUAGACAUCUUGGAUACAUCUGGGAAUCAUCCAUUCCCUGCCAUGAGGAGACUGUCCAUACUCACAGGAGAUGUUUUUAUCCUUGUGUUCAGUUUGGAUAACAGAGAAUCCUUUGAUGAGGUCAAGAGGCUCCAGCAGCAGAUUCUUGAAGUCAAAUCAUGCCUGAAGAACAAGACCAAGGAAACAGGUGACCUACCCAUGGUGAUCUGUGGCAACAAGAACGAUCAUGGCGAACUCUACCGCCAGGUUCGCUCUGAGGAAGCUGAGAAACUAGUCUCCAGUGAUGAGAACUGUGCCUACUUUGAAGUCUCAGCCAAGAAGAACACCAAUGUGAAUGAGAUGUUCUAUGUCCUUUUCAGCAUGGCAAAGCUGCCCCAUGAGAUGAGUCCUGCUCUUCACAGGAAGAUCUCAGUCCAGUAUGGUGACACUUUCCACCAAAAAUCCUUCAAGAUACACAGGGUCAAAGAGGCAGAUGCCUACGGCAUGAUAUCCCCCUUUGCUCGCAGGCCCAGUGUUAACAGCGACCUCAAAUACAUCAAAUCCAAAGUCCUCAGAGAAGGGCAAACAAGGGAAAGAGAGAAAUGCACUAUUCAAUGAAGGAAGCUCCGCUGGGAUGGAAUCAAUAGUGUUUAUGCAGUGCCUUAAAAAGAAUGGCUGAUGGAAGAAAGUUCUUAAUGGUUUUGUGAGGUCCAAGUGAGGAUGGCAGAUUACAGUCAUGAGAAUAGUGCUUGAAACCACUUUGUCAAAAGUACUGUACCAUUUAUGUAAAGAAGUAUCUUAAAAUGGUAGUACUGUAAAUACUUGAAGCUGCCUGGUAGGUAACUGCCAUAUGCAGCACCUGUUCCUUCAUCCUUUUUAAAAACUAGUUUUCUAUUUGUCGUUCUCUUCUUUGGAAAAACUGGGUGUGUGAAGCAAGCUGAAUCUCAGCUUUGCACAAGGGGUUAGUGCAGGGUGGGUCUGGUCUGCACAAGGUUACUGACUUCCCAUCAACCAGUGAGCAACCUUUGCCGAGAAGAUGAAAAUCUGUGUUAUCGUUUUCCUCCAGACUUCUUCACAAACAAGAUUCAUUAUUCAGCUUCCUAUCUUGGUUCAAUGAACUGAUGGUGACUCUCCCAAAACAAUUGUAUAUAUAAAGACAUGCAUGGAUCUCAUUUGUCCUUAAGUGGAUUUGUCAGGUCAGAAGAAUGUUUGAACAUUUGGAAGUUGUGGGGGGAAAUGCACUUUUUUUCUGGCAGUGGCAAUUCUUCAUCAAUGCAAAUAUCACUUUGUAUUAUAGCUUUAACUUUGUUUUUGUUUCAAGUAAAAAACAGAUGGCAGAUUGUCUGUUUUAGAUGAAAUGUGAGUUAAUCAGUAAGUAUGCUCUGGAAAUGCCACCUGUUUUCCAGUUACAUAAUGUGUACAGUAGUUGAAGUUGUUGUACUGUAGAAACCAGCACAUCUGACACCUUCAUGUGAUUUUGCUUCAUGUAGUUUUUGGUUCUUUGAAAGAAGUACCUAUACUUGGGAAAUUUUACUAUACAUGCUCCAGAUCCCACCUGCCUGCCAUUCCAAUUACCCUUUAUGAUGUUUCUGUUUUAGACUCUGUUGCACACAACCAUGGUAGAUGUGCAAAGCUAGGUCUUGCAAUCUAUCCAUUGGCCAGCACCACCUUUCUUACAUUAGCAAAGCCAAUGCAUGUCUACUCAGAAGUAUGUGCCAUUGAGUUCAGUGUCACUUCCAGGCAGCAAUGGAUGAAUCUGCCAAUUUCACUUUCUCUCUGUUUCUCAUUUUUCCAGUCUUCAGUUCUCCUUAUCAGUUUGCAAACAUCUUUUUACAAAAAUAAGUCCUCAUGAAAAUUCACCAGCAUUUUAGUGUUUGUUUCUCCUAAUAAAUAUACAAUUUUGUAUGUACGUUUGCCUAAUAUACACAUUUUUGAAAGCACUUUCCCUAAUAUAAUACAUUUUGUAUGUUAUUUUCACUAACAUAUGCAUUUUAUGCACAUCUUCCCCUAAUAUGCACAUUUUAAUAUAUUAUCCGGUUGCAGAAGUGUGAAUCUUGAAGGAUAACUGUGUUUUGGUUCACAUAUUGUUUAGGGAAGUGUGAAUUAGACAGGUUUCUAUUAAAAUGUGGAUUGAACUUCAUGUAUGCCCCAUUCUUUCUCCCAGGUAUGUAUAGGAUCCUAUCCACACUUACCUGGGAGUAAAAUGAGACUUACUUCUAAGAGUGUAUAGGAUUGUGUUGUAAGGUCCUGAUUUAGUGCAGAUUUAUUUGGAAAAGGGAAUGCAAUUCUACACUUUCUUACAUCAGAAUAAAGUCAAAUAUAACAAAUAGGAUUUAGUUCACAGUACACAGACCAUUAAAAUCAGUGGGGAUUAUUCUAAGCAAGCAUGAUGAAGACUGACCUGCAACUCAACCCAGUCUAAAUUUUCCUAGUGUUCACAUGUCUGAGAAAUUUCUUAAAACAGUAUCUAGUUCACCUAAUCAGAAAAAAAGCAAGGUGCAAAGUUUAGCUUAGGAUGUGACUGUCUUCCAAGUCAUAUCUAUUGGGGAUGGGGACACCAGAGUACUGGCAACUAGGGUUUUCUUUUAGGAUUGUAGAGCAUCCCUUUUUUUAUAAAAGAAAAAAGACAGCAUAAAAUCUGUAGUUUUCCUCCUAUCACAUCCAUCUAUUUAUAGCAGGAUUCUUAUUGAGAAAAAGGAACAUGUCCAAAUGAGACCUGUCUGUCAUUAAGCCCUAUUUUAAAAUCAGGAAACCAAAGUGGUUCUUGACAUCUGUGGUAUCUAUGUGAAGAGGAGGUACAUUGUACUCAGUACAGUCACAUGAUGACAUGACACGUGCCCCAACACCUUUCACAGUGGCCACUUUCCCCCACCUUGGACCUGUGACAGCUCUCUGCUCAUAAUGGACCUGUUCAUCUGUGCAGAGCAUGUAACUCUACAUGUCUCAGAUGUGCUGAGGUUUGUGUCCAUUCCCCAUGAGUAGGGAGCUGCCACAGGUUUAAAAAUAGGACACAUAAGUAUACAUCUGCCUCAUCUCUUCUUUAUUCUGUCUUGUCCCCAUCCAGACGUCCUCUGCCUGUCAUUCUCUUCUUUCUUUCCAUUUCAUAUUUUCUUACUCAAUGUGCUGAGGCAUCUAUGUGCACUGAAAACACAUUUUAAGGAAAAAAGAUUACCUCGGGUAAAAAAUUACAUGGGUAUGCAUUGGGGUGUGUGUGUGUUGCAUGCAUGUGUAGGUGAGUGGGUGUGUGCAAUAUGUGUUUGUGCGUAUGUAUGUAGCUGAGGAAAGACUUCAGGCUUAGUAGUGUUGACACUGUGCACAAUGUGAAUCAAUACAUUGUACCAGCCCUUGAAUAUACUGCACCUCUGUGUUUUAUUAUACCUCAUAUUCUGUAUAUAUGUAAAUAGUUCUAUGUGUGCUCUGGUUAACGUUGCAAGCCUUACUGACACUGAAUGAGUAUUCACUCUGUAUUCUAGCUGGUAACAGAGGCUUAAGGAUAUUUUGUUGAAGUCCCUAACAGACAAAAUGAUCUCCCUCAUUCUUCAACCCCACACACACACACCCUUAUCUUGCAAAUACUUAAACAGUAUUGUUUAAUUUCUAUUGCCAUGGCAACUCUCUAUGUUAUUUUCAGGUGUCUCAUAUAUAUGUAUAUAUAUAUAUAUAUAUACACACAUAUAUAUACACACA